GCCGCCUGGGGGUGACAGGCCCGAGUCAAGAAGCAAUAAGCGACGGCGGGAUAGUAGAGAGCAGGCCGGAAACGGGGCGAACGGUACUGCUAGGCAGGGGCAGAGCAACUGGGAGCUUGGGGUUGACGACAAGGGGAUCCCCAGGAGCGACUCUUUACUUCACACUGCUCACGAGCCCCUCCCCGUGAAAGUGGAGGGCGAUGUCCCUGGGGUUCUGCAGCCUGAGACUUCCCGCGAGGAGCGAGGCGUUGCUGAGGAUAAUUUCUCUUCCAACGGAUUGGGUUGGUGCAAAGGGACGGAGGGCGGGUCACAAUUACCCUUCGAGCCGGGAAUGGGCGAAGAUCCAAAAGCAGCGUUAGUCUUCACAAGAGACGGAAAGCUGCAGCAGAUUAGCACGCUUCUUUAGCCCUUGCGGCGCUCCGACCUUCAGCAACUUGCCUCUCACAUGAUGAAGGCUUCGAAGGGAGCAAGUGGACCGAGAAGUAGGAGCAGCAAGGUCCCCGACUGGUUCCCCGUCUUUGACGUUCCUUGCGGGAACGGCUGCAGUCCCGAGGAGUACCGAGCAGGGAAGUAUCGAGGCCGCAUGCAACAGCUGUCCAAGAGUGAGCUUCGUUCCGUGAUCGAAGCGCUCGUGUGCCGUCACCACGACGAAAUCCCGGAAGCCCUCGAGCGGUGCCUCACUCGGUGUUCCGAUGAGAGUUCGAGGCACGAAUCGAGUCUGCGCCGCUUCUGCACGGUGGCGGCAAACUUGGAGCCCGCUCUCAAGGACGCCCAGGGGCGGCAGCCGGACCCCAAGGGAAACCCCUCUGGCAGCCUGGAGAACGGGGACGAUGAGGCGUUUGCCCGGGCGUUCGGAUCCGAGGGGGCCGGAGCCGAGGGUGGUCGCUUAGACCAGAGGGGAGUGAAACGCAGGCGGUUGGGAGGGGACGAGCAAACGCUGUUCGAGCUGGCCGAUUCGCAGGGGCCCGGUGAGGCAGGGAUGAACAAGGACGAGGCUGGUGCGGGGGGGAAGGCCAAGGAGAGGCAGGGAACGUUGCCAUUCCCUCGUCAGCAGGGACAGGACCGAGCGGAAGGCGACCAAGCGGAACGACGGAAAGCAGCCCGCGAGUGUGCAGAAGGACCGACCGGUCGCCUCUGUUUGCGAAACGAGCUCAGUGGACGACCUCAAGGUGAUUCAAUGGUGGAUCAGCCCUGGUCGCCGUUCGACAUGGCGCGCGACCUGGUCCGCAACUGGAACCAAGAUCUGGAGAUUGAAGCUGAUUUUUUUCUGUGAAAAAAAUCAGAGGCAUUUAGGCAAUUGGCAACGGGCUCGAAGUUGGAGUUCCACAGAGGGCUUCGCUUCCCAGCUUAGCUGAGCCCUUGUAAUUAACGUUGUACUCUAGUAUGGCGAAGUUUAUAGAUAUCCCUUGCAAAACGUUCUCAGCAGAGAAAGUAAGCAUCUCUCAGUUUGUUGACUUAUUAUUGUGUACGAAGAACGUUAGGACGGGCAAUCUGGUGUUCAGGAGAUUCGCUUGGCUGUUUAUUUUAACAAAGUAAUUGGCUUAUCUCAAACCAUGUUCUGAAAGUUAGGGCAACUUCUGUACAGUUGGACAGCGUAGUUACAGUAAUUGGGUUUUGUAAAGAGCGACGUGGCUCAGAUUCUCGUAUGAUUGCUUCUGUCAUGGC
Klebsormidium nitens is the source of this 1665-nucleotide messenger RNA. The record is from the annotation of a GenBank genome assembly. NCBI's taxonomy places the organism in Eukaryota, Viridiplantae, Streptophyta, Klebsormidiophyceae, Klebsormidiales, Klebsormidiaceae.